Molecule: messenger RNA, 2376 nt
Organism: Aureobasidium melanogenum CBS 110374
Lineage: Eukaryota; Fungi; Ascomycota; Dothideomycetes; Dothideales; Saccotheciaceae
Product: WD40 repeat-like protein
Exons: 3
Coding region: 1-2376 (791 amino acids)
Molecular function (GO): protein binding
Source: RefSeq, a predicted model, not a curated record
AUGGCUCAGGAAGAGAUGAAGGUCGACGAGGGCUAUUCAGGAGGCUCCGAGGAGACGAGGAGUCUGUCCGACAGCGAUUCUACCAUGCACAUUGAUCCCGUCGACGGUCAUGUUUCAAAGUCAUCCACACCCUCGCCCGAGUCGAUGCUUUCGGGCGUACUGAGCCUGCCUCCGGCCCAGAGAUCUGCCUUCAUAACCUCUCUGCUGCGAUUAUUACCAGACUCGGAGCGAUAUGACACCGCAUAUGCAGCUCUUCGCUCGCUGCGCACUUCGUCCAUCGCAUCCAUAGUAGAGCGCCUCAACCCACUCCUUCAUCUUGACCCAGUAGUCUUCCUGCCACCCGAAAUUACCUCCCAGAUCUUCCUUCACCUCUCACCCUCUGACCUCCUGCGAUGCUCAACCGCUUCCCGACUGUGGCGCGAACGUGUUUUGGACAGCACUCUAUGGAGGACCUUUUUUGUCCGUGAAGGAUGGAUGCCAGACCUUGCAGAAGUGAGAAGUGGUGAAGCUGCAGAAGCCAGACGCCGCUUGAGUCUCUCGCGCAACACUACCCAGAAGCCUCCUAGAAGGAAGCCCGACGGCGAACUCGAGCGAAGUGGUAGUAUCAAAAGAGCAAAGGAAUCGGUUGAUGGAUGGAAUGAACAACACAGCACCUUGGAGGCUGACGACGACGCUGUCCUGCAGGAAUCAGAAGAUGGCGCUGCUUCUCUGUCUGCCAUGAGCCUUGCUUCAGAAGCUGACUACCUUGACAUCGCUCCUGGGGCCGACCCUUCUUCGGGUUCGCUUCCCCAACUAUCUUCGUCGCUCUACGGUACAUACAAUGCUUCGCCGCGAGUCAACUGGCUAUACUUGUACAAACAGCGACGUCGUUUGGAGGAUAAUUGGAACAAAGGACGCUACACGACGUUUCAGCUGCCACAUCCAGAUCAUCCUGAAGAAGCUCAUGAUGAGUGUGUCUACACGAUACAGCACUCGCGCGACUGGCUAGUCAGUGGUAGUCGUGACAAAACCAUUGCAAUCUGGGAUCUGGAGACUCAAAGGCGCGUCAGGACACUUUCUGGAGCUCAUAUUGCUUCUGUACUAUGCUUGCAAUUCGACGAGCGCCCAGAGCAAGAUAUAGUGGUCUCAGGCGGAAGCGACUCUUUCGUAGUCAUCUGGCAGUUCUCGACUGGUCGCAUGAUUCGCAAAAUGGACGAUGCACAUACGGAAUCCGUACUAAAUCUGCGUUUCGAUGACGACCUGCUAAUAACGUGCUCAAAAGACAAGACUAUCAAAAUCUGGAACCGUAGAGAAGUCUUUGCGGACAGCGAUAUCAUUCCGGCAGUCGCGAAACGGCAGCUUGAGAUUGGCCAUCCUAUGAACCCCAUCAAGGAGUAUUCGCUUUUACUUACUCUUCUAGGCCAUGGCGCAGCAGUGAACGCAAUCCAAAUGCACCAAGGUCAGAUCGUUUCUGCAUCAGGGGAUCGAACCAUCAAAGCAUGGGACAUCAAUACUGGCACAUGCACGAGGACUUUUACAGGCCAUACGAAGGGCAUUGCCUGUGUGCAAUAUGAUGGCCGCCGCAUCGUAAGCGGCAGCAGCGAUAACACUGUCCGCAUCUUUGAUGCAGCUACGUCUGCAGAAGUCGCCUGUCUUCCUGGCCACAGCAAUUUGGUUCGUACUGUACAAGCCCGCUUCGGUGACAUGAGUGUGUCGUCUGAGCAGCUCGAGGCCGACGCACGUGCUGUCGAUGAAAGAUUUCAUGAUGCUCGCAUGAAUGGCUUGAAUCCUGACCAGAACAGAGUUCGCGGUCAGCGCAAUGCUGGUUCGAGCAAUCCUAACGAAGUAUGUGCGGUUGGUGCGAAGAUUCCUCCAGGAGGUGGUGGCAAUGCCUGGAGCCGCAUUGUGUCAGGCUCAUAUGACGAGACUGUCAUUAUUUGGAAGAAGGAUUCUGAUGGUAAGUGGGUCCCAAGCAGGAGGCUACGGCAAGACGAGAUUCUUCAAACAGCCCCUCAGCAGGUAACGCCACAACCACCCCAAAACAGUCCAGACGCACAGGAUACAGCUGCGCAAUCAGCAAUGUUUGCUGCCUCAGCCUCAGUCACGGCCCCUGCAGUUUGGCCAGCAUCCGCCUCUGCUCCCCAGAUGCAGCAACAGGUGCAACAACAAACACAGAACCACGCCGGUCCGGCUGGUCCACCCGCUAAUCAUCAUCACCAUCACGGUCACCACAACCGUCAUCGUGUUAGAGAAGACAGCAAUCGUGUCUUCAAGCUCCAGUUUGACAGCCGGCGCAUAGUGUGUUGUUCGCAGAACAGAGUCAUUGUAGGAUGGGACUUUGCUGCUGGUGAUGCCGACCUUGAACAGGCCAGCCGCUUCUUUGGCGAGACCGACUAG